AUGAUAUGCACAGGCUCGGCAUGCUGUGUCGACGAGAAGAAAGUCAGUGAACUCUCUUCGCAUCUAAACGAGUGUAGCGGUGACACCGGUCUCUACCUACUCAUUGAGCACUGUGCAGUGAUAAUCAUCGUUGAUUCUGGAUUAGAUUUCCUCGGAUCACCUUAUUUAGAUGCCCAUGGUGAAGAAGAUUCCAGUCUAAAGAGAGGUGUACCAUUAUUUUUAUCUAAAGAUCGUUAUAAUUUGAUAAACAAUAUCGUUUUAAAGGCAAACGGUCCAAAAGUAAUCGGUCCAACCAUGAGAUAUGCAUUACAAAAUGUUGUAAGAGGUCUAAAUUAA
Messenger RNA from Heterostelium album PN500, 336 nucleotides. RefSeq lists its product as uncharacterized. The transcript is spliced from 2 exons. Gene Ontology annotation, molecular function: ubiquitin protein ligase activity. The record is from RefSeq and is a predicted model, not a curated record. Gene Ontology annotation, cellular component: cytoplasm; ubiquitin ligase complex. Lineage: Eukaryota; Evosea; Eumycetozoa; Acytosteliales; Acytosteliaceae. Gene Ontology annotation, biological process: ubiquitin-dependent protein catabolic process via the N-end rule pathway; protein ubiquitination. Bases 1 to 336 code for a protein of 111 amino acids.